Messenger RNA from Dipodomys spectabilis (banner-tailed kangaroo rat), 1845 nucleotides. It is a transcript of the gene Plekhb1, whose product is annotated as pleckstrin homology domain containing B1. Gene Ontology annotation, cellular component: membrane. The record is from RefSeq and is a predicted model, not a curated record. The transcript is spliced from 8 exons. Gene Ontology annotation, biological process: regulation of cell differentiation. Lineage: Eukaryota; Metazoa; Chordata; Mammalia; Rodentia; Heteromyidae. Bases 143 to 817 code for a protein of 224 amino acids.
GGCUCUCAGUAGAGCCCAAAGCGCAGGCGCGACAGGUCGGGUAGCCGCUGCAUUGAGUAGCAGCCGUUUUGGCAGCGGUGUCCGCCACAGGUGUAGACAGGUCCCGCCCGACGACUCCACCCUGGAAAGUCCUUUUGAAGAAAUGGCCCUGGUGAGGGGCGGCUGGCUGUGGAGACAGAGCUCCAUCCUCCGCCGCUGGAAGAGGAACUGGUUCGCCCUGUGGAUGGACGGAACCCUGGGCUACUACCAUGACGAGACGGCGCAGGAUGAGGAGGACCGUGUGCUCAUCCACUUCAACGUCCGAGACAUAAAGGUCGGCCAAGAGUGUCAUGAUGUGCAGCCCCCAGAGGGCCGGAGCCGAGAUGGCCUGCUGACCGUGAACCUACGGGAGGGUUCCCGCCUGCACCUGUGUGCAGAGACCCGAGAUGAUGCUGUAGCAUGGAAGACAGCGCUGCUGGAAGCGAACUCCACCCCGGCCCCAGCUGGAGCCACGGUCCCACCCAGGAGCCGCCGGGUUUGCCCCAAGGUCAGGUGUGUGACCCGCACGUGGAGCCCCUGUAAGGUUGAGAGGCGGAUCUGGGUACGUGUCUACAGUCCGUACCAAGACUACUACGAGGUGGUGCCACCCAACGCCCACGAGGCCACUUACGUCCGCAGCUACUACGGACCUCCCUAUGCAGGCCCCGGCGUGACGCACGUCAUAGUGCGAGAGGAUCCCUGCUACAGCUCGGGCGCCCCGCUGGCCAUGGGCAUGCUCGCCGGGGCUGCCACCGGCGCCGCGCUCGGCUCGCUCAUGUGGUCGCCUUGCUGGUUCUGAGCCCUGGGACCUCACCCUGCGUGUACACCGCUAGACCCCAUUUCCUCCUGAAUCCCAUCCUCUAAGCCUUGUCUCAUGACGGCCCUCUCUGCAUUUAGUCCCUUCUGGGCUUGGCUCGCCCCUCCUAUUCCUUUCUCUCUUCACCUCCCACCACCAAGGAAGCUCUCCUCUCAGGCAAGUGCAUGGCUACAGCCGCCAGAUAUCCCAGAAACAACGUAUGACCUUGUUUCUUACACAAACAGCAAUGUAACUUCAUAUGGUUCCAAAUUCUUCUGGCUCUGGAGACAUGAACAGGCUAGCUGUUCUGUCCUGGGGGGUACUCCAAGCCUGGCAAGGAAAAGAGGAAUAAACACUUAAAGAAGCUGCAUCAGUCCUUUGCCCCUAGGAUGUGCUGGGCAGGGAGCAGGACAGCCAGGCUGGGAAUACUGCUUUUGCCAUGAGCACUGUGGCAUGAUCAAGGAAUUAGAGGAAUUCAGUUGGGCAGUCAGAUCAUGGUGAGCUUCUAGACUAACAGCUUGCUGAAUAUAGGCUCUUAUGGAGGGAUGUUUUGUGAUCACGGCUACAAUGAAUAUUUUGCCGUUUGUGUUAGGCCUGCAGUCUCUAUACCCUUCUCACUACCAAAUUCUCUGGUCCCGUUUCCUAUGACAACAAUUGAGCUGAAUCUGGUGGCUCUUGGUUAGGGGACAGGUGGACUGUGUUUUGAGACCUUUAGCCUUAGAAGAGGCCUCCAUCAGGGAAUGCCUUUCUGAUUCCCGGAGCUCAGUCCUCUGACACCAUCAAAGCUGUCUUUUCCCUUACUCCGGGGAAGAUGGAAUUUUUUCCCUGUAGGGCCUGACUCACCUUUGUUCCAGCCUGGGGGAUCCCUCAUGUGCCUGCCUUUAGGUGGCCCAGCAGUCUCCUCCUAGACUUUCCCCCUUCCCAUCUUAAAGCCAAUAGAAAUGCUAACAUCCUUGCCCACUAAAGUUCCCUUGUAGAUGGGGGCCCCAUUGGCUCAGCUGCAGAGACUAAUAAAGAUGUGAUUGGCUCUA